UAAAUUCAAAAUGAGAAGAAUUAUAAUGAUUUUUGAAUUUGUUUUGCACUAGAUUAAGUUCUAAACAAUUCAGAAUCCGGACAAAAAAGCUUGAUUUUGCCAUAAGUUGUCGUAAACAUCUUGGGAAUGGAUUUGAAUGCUGACGCCAGCAUUCCCACUGCUGCCCCUGGUGCAGAAGAGGAAGAACAGCAACAGCAACAAUCGGAGCAAGAGACCAAUCAGCAACCAGGCACAGAUUUAGACCUCUCCGCCAUCUCCUCUCAGCCAAUAAAAAAUGAGCAGCAAGAUCCAAUCCCCGCAACAACACCUACUCCUGCUGUAGACUCCGCCCCCUCUCAGGAUGCCCCACCCCAAGAUCACCUGACAGUCAUUGACGAGAAGAUGGAAACAGGUAAUGGUGUUUGCCCGGCUCCUAUCGACAGUUGUCCCAUCGCUGCUUCUCCUCCUCGUCAACAGUAUGUCAAACCCAACCACGCACAUGCAAACGGGCGCACCAGGUUGAGCAGCCGCUCCGGGUCACUGAGUUACGCGGGGUCACCUCGACCAUCGCUCACCCGACAGCCCAGCGCAGCCACUGAUGCUGGAGGAGACGGAUCCAAACCCAACGAUUAUCUCAUAUGGGCUAUUCUGGCCUGCCUCUGCCCUGUCUGGCCCAUCAACAUCGUCGGCUUGACCUUUUCAGUGAUGUCUCGUAACUGUCUGCAGCAGGGAAACGUGGAUGGCGCACGCCGUCUUGGCCGGAAUGCAAAGGUCCUGUCCAUCGUGUCGCUGGUGGGUGGGAUUGUCAUCAUUAUUGUUACUAUCGUCAUCAACUGGGGUGUAAUACUUAAGACCUGACGGCCAUCACAACACUCAGGAUGAAGAAAAAUUCAUGACUAAACUUCACACCCAACAACCAGUACAUGAUGACCAUUUUCUUCUUCCAUGUGUCGUUCAUCUUUCUACAUCCGAAUGCUCCUGAAUGCGUUUUCCCCUGUUUUAUACUCUGUCUGAAGACUCUAAAGCUGGAUGGUACCUUUAUCUUCUACCAUGCCAGAACUUUCAGAAACAACACACUCAGCUGGAUCACGAGUGAAGUGGCAAGGCAUGCAUAUUUGUUUUUUUAUUUUCAACAAAGGACUCCUCGUUUCAGAUGAUGUCAGUAAGGAGACCACGAAGAUGAUCUCAUUUCAUUCGCCGCGCACCCCUUGAGGAUUUGAGGGAGGAAAAGAAUCAGAGGGAAUUGCUGGAGAGGAUUUGUUUUGUUUUUUGGACAAAGAUUAAAAGUCUU
Rhinichthys klamathensis goyatoka is the source of this 1270-nucleotide messenger RNA. Its product is annotated as proline-rich transmembrane protein 2. NCBI's taxonomy places the organism in Eukaryota, Metazoa, Chordata, Actinopteri, Cypriniformes, Leuciscidae. The coding region runs from base 127 to 837 and encodes 236 amino acids. Gene Ontology annotation, cellular component: membrane. The transcript has 5 exons. The record is from RefSeq and is a predicted model, not a curated record.